This is a messenger RNA of Helianthus annuus (common sunflower), 972 nucleotides long. RefSeq names its product PRA1 family protein E. Gene Ontology annotation, biological process: vesicle-mediated transport. The record is from RefSeq and is a predicted model, not a curated record. Bases 31 to 738 code for a protein of 235 amino acids. NCBI's taxonomy places the organism in Eukaryota, Viridiplantae, Streptophyta, Magnoliopsida, Asterales, Asteraceae. The transcript has a single exon. Gene Ontology annotation, cellular component: Golgi apparatus; endoplasmic reticulum.
UGAAAUCACUUCUUUGUUACAUAUCUUACAAUGUCGAAGAAUUCAACCGCCGCUGGUUAUGGAACGCUCCCCACCAGCAAUCCACCCGCCGGUUAUGGAACGCUCCCCACCAGCAAUCCACCCGCCGGUUACGGAACGCUCCCCACCAGCAAUCCAGCCGCCGGUUACGGAACGCUCCCCACCAGCACCGCCACCGGUGACAUACUGCCACCGUCAACACCGAACGCGUUGAUUGCACGCGCCAGGCACCACACGGAGGACUUUAUAUCCAGGCGUCGACCAUGGCGGGAGCUUUUCGAUUACAAGGCGGUUACUUGGCCGCAAAGCUACAGCGACGCUACACGUCGAAUCAAACAGAAUCUUAACUACUUUCGGGUGAAUUACGCGAUGGUGACGCUUCUCAUACUCUUUCUGAGUCUUAUUUAUCAACCGAUUUCGAUGAUUACGUUUUUGGUCGUGUUCGUUGGUUGGUUUUUCCUUUACUUCUUCCGUGAUCCACGUAGUCCGGUUGUGAUUCUCGGCUACGUGUUUGAUGACCGUGUUGUGCUCAUGGCGCUGAGUUUGUUGACGGUGUUUGCCUUGGCUUGCACCGAUGUGGGAGUGAUUCUACUAGUGGCUAUAGGCCUUGGGGCGGGUGUUGUGGUGAUACACGCGGGAAUCAGGAGCACGGAUGACUUGUUUCUCGAGGAACCGGAGGUUACCGAUGGGGGUUUGGUUUCGGUUGUUGGUGACAAGUAGUUUAUAUAAACGAGCGACGGUUUAAAUUUAUCAAAUCAAAGCAAAUUGUGGGAAGAUCACAAGGGACAUUAGUGUUGUUUUUUCAUAAGGUUGAAAUCAAUUUCCAUUGAUCUUGUAGGCUGCAGUUUUGCUGUAUAGUUGGUGAGGAUCCCUUUUUCUCAUUUGGUUUAUUUGAUAUUUUUGCUAUUAUUGGGUCUAUUUGCAAAAUUUAUUGAAACUUGAAGCUUGAAUUUC